Hibiscus syriacus is the source of this 1547-nucleotide messenger RNA. RefSeq lists its product as uncharacterized. NCBI's taxonomy places the organism in Eukaryota, Viridiplantae, Streptophyta, Magnoliopsida, Malvales, Malvaceae. The transcript has 11 exons. Bases 264 to 1196 code for a protein of 310 amino acids. The record is from RefSeq and is a predicted model, not a curated record.
GAUGUUGUUGUCGAAUGAUUACCAGGUGAACUCGUUGAGCUCGAUGCCGAGUGGGAGCAAGAAAAGUGGCCUGGAAUUAGUUUCUGAUGACUUAUCAAAUGCUAAAGGAAAAGGCAAAAUGGAACAAUCCCCGUGCCGGAGAACCAUCGUUAACAGUGAAUCAUAUAUGCCGACGGUGAUGGCCGUGCUAGAUGAAUUAUACCGCAUCUUCAAAAGAUGCCAUUGACAGCUAGAGCCAAAAAUUGGAGAGAGUUGUGAAAGCUAUGAUAGCUGAAUUUGAAGGAUGUAGGCUAUAUAUAAUGAAAAUAUCGAAAAAUAUCAACGGUAGCUUACCAGAAGUGGCAAAGGGGAGGUUGGUGAAUGCACACAAUUGGUUAGAUGGCUUCCUACAAAGAUUGGAAAACUCAAGGGAGGACGUUAAACAAAUCUCCAAAGAUCUGAAAAACACAAGGAACCUUGAUGAAGUCUUCAUUAAGAAUAUGGAUUACAGCCCAGAGGAUCUAAGAGAAAAGUACCAACAUGGAGUGAAUCAGCAAUUGUCACCCUGUGACAACCAGGUGAACUCAUUGGGCUCAAUGCCGAGUGGGAGCAAGAAAAGAGGCCGAGAAUUAGUUUCUGAUGGCUCAUCAAAAGCUAAAGGAAAAGGAAAAAUGAAACAGCCGAGGGGCAGGACCAUUGUUAACGGCAAAUCAGCACCUUCCAUUAAAGCAGUGCUAGUGAGUUAUGAAGAGCAUAUCAAGGGGAUAUCUGUGGAGACAAGUGUGAAAAAUUUGACAGAUCGAGUCCUCAAAAGGAUUGAGAGCGUGUUGGCCGUGCUAGGUGAAUUACACCUCAUCAAAAACAUGCCAUCAACAGCUAGAGCGGAAGAAUUGGAGAGAGUUGUGAAAGCUAUGAUUGCUGAAUGUGAAGGAAUUAAGCUAUAUACGAGGAAGAAAGCGGACGAUUACAAGAACAAUAGCUUAACGGCAGAAGCGGCAAAGGAAAGGUUGGUGGAUGCACACUAUUGGUUAGAAGGCUUCCUACAGAGAUUGCAAAACGCGAGGGAGGAGGUAAAACGAAUAUGCCGGGAUCUGGAAAAAGUAGAGAACCUUGUUCCAAUCUUCAUUGAUAACAUGGAUCACACCACCCCAGAGGAACUAAGAGAAAAGUUGGCUUCUGUAUUACCAUUUGAUAUCGAAGAACUUGAUCAAAAUUAAGAUCAUGGAAGCUUAUCAACUCCGGUUGAUUUACGCUCUAAAUUGCCGGGGGCUUGGUUUCCAUAUUUUCUUCCCUCUGUCUGUUGUUUAUGGAUUUUGGUAUCUGAACUCGUACGUUUCUCUAUCCUAAGUGCAUGUGUGGUGGUUUUCGGUAUCUGAACUCUUUAAUUCGUAAUUUCUUUUGGGUACUCUUUUCCCCUUAUAGGUUUAGAAGGGGUUUUUAACGAGGCCCUUUGUUCAAAGAAAAAAGACUGUAAUUCGAAUCUUAUUCGUGUAUUGGGUUGUAUUGUAAUCGUAUUUGUAUUGUAAUCUUAUUGGUGUGUUUUUAUGGAUUUUAGUAUCUUAUUCGAA